AUGGAUGAAACAAACUGUAGUAAAAAACGAAAAGGAGGAGCUGAAAAAAUUCGAGACAAAAAGAAAAAAAUACUACUUUUAGAAGCAAAGGCUUCUAAAAGCAUUGAAUCAUUUUUCAAGUCUCAGAAUAGUGAAGUGACUGAUAGUUGCAUUAAUAACGUUAGUUUAGAGAAAGAAACUUUUAGUAUUGGAAAUAAAGAUAAUGCAAAUAUUGGCUUGAAUGUAAUUGAAUCUAUUGAUCAUCAAAAAAGUGUUAACAAUGAAGUUAUACCUAAAAGUAAUAAUUUUACUAAAGGCUUAGAUGUAUGGAGUCAUACUUAUAUUCGAAUUGAUGAACAUGAUAAAAGCACAGUACAUAAAAAUUGUGUAUCAGCUUUUUUUCACCAUUCAAAUAAAUUUGAUAUUGGUUCACUACUUUUCUGUGAAACUAAAAAAGAAAUAAAAAAAAACCGAAAAAUUGUUACAAGAGUGAUUGAAGCUGUUAAACUUAUAGGAAAACGUGGAUUGACAAAAUAUGAUUUUCAAAUGAAAGAUCACUUGGAAACCAUAAUAAAAAAGAGCCGUAAAGCCCACGAAAGUGGUAGUAAAGGAAGAGGAGGACUGGUUACAUUUAUUUCUAAAACCACAGUUGAUUAUGUUAUUGCUGCAAUAAGUCGUUUAAUAAAAAAAUCAAUUUGUGAUGAAGUUAAAAAUGCUAAAAUUUAUGCAGUUAUGCUGGAUACUACUCAAGAUAUUACAUCAUCGGAUCAAUGUGCAGUAGUCUUAAGAUAUGUCGAUGACAAUGGUAUUCACGAAAGCCUAAUUGCAGUUGUUAACUGUUCAGAUUCAACAGGUAAAGGCAUGCAUGAUUUAUUACAAAAUGUUUUACUUUUAAAUGAUUUGAAUGUAAAAAACUGUAUUGCCAAUACUACCGACGGUGCGGCUAAUAUGCAAGGGGAGUACAAUGGAUUCUCAGCAUGGCUUAAUGAAUCAUCCCCAAAUCAAGUUCAUGUUUGGUGUUACAGCCAUGUAUUAAAUCUAGUUUUGUCAGAUGCUUCCAAAUCACCAUUGGCUGCUGCAUCUCUUUUUAAUUUGUGUAAUAGUUUAGCGGUGUUUUUCAAAGAUUCACAUAAGCGUAUGAGAGUUUGGACAGAACGAUGCCAUAAUCUACAUCAACGCUUACAAAGUAUUGGUGAAACAAGGUGGUGGAGUAAAGAAGUUGCACUUGUUAAAAUAUUUGGAUCAACUGAAGGUCCAUGUAAGAGCAAUGCACUAAUUUUUAGUAUUACAGGUCCUUUAUCGAGAUACCUGCAAUCAAAAUCAAUGGAUUUAAUUACAGCUCAGAAUCUAGUUGAUGGAGCACUUGAACAUUUAAAAAAAGUUCAAAGAAAUAUGGAAUGGAUAAAAUUAUCUGCAGAGUCAUUUGUUAUUUGGGCUAAUACUGAGUUAGAUUUACAAUUCAAUGGUGAUAGUCCUAUAACUAAGUUUGAAAUAGAAGUUCAUAACAGAAUAUUAGAUAUAGUCGUUGAGAGUAUUAACAAAAGAUUUAUAAAACACAGAAAAUUGUAUAAUGAUUUAUCAUGUUUGUCACCAAGUUAUUUUUCGUAUAUAAUUCAAAAUGGUUUGCCUGAUCAAGCAUUGACUACUUUGUGUGAUAAGUUAAAGAGUUUGAAUUCAAAUAUAACUUACAACGGUCUAAAGGAUGAGUUAAUACAUUUUGCAAAAAAUUGGGACAAGUUAAAGAAAAGUCUUGCUGAAUCAUUUGCUACUUCAUACUCUUUGGAGCUAACACAAGAUGAAGAAGAUGACAUUGAAUCUAAAAUUAAUCAUGAAUCACAAAAUAUGACUUGCAAGAGUUGCAAAAACUGUGUAGUUUGUUGCUAUAACAUUUUACAAAAAUAUAAUUUAUAUUGUGAUGCAUAUGCUAAUUUAUUUUUGGCAUACAAAUAUGUACUUACACUACCAUCAACCCAAGUAUCAUGUGAAAGAUCUUUUUCUUUCUUAAAGAAUAUUAAAUCAAGACUUCGUAAUCAGCUUUCGGAUCCAAAACUAGAAGCAUUCAUGUUAAUGGCCAUCGAAAAACAGAAAUUAACACUAUUGGAUUCAGAUAAAAUAAUAGAAGAAUUACAAAAAGAGAGUUGA
This is a messenger RNA of Melanaphis sacchari, 2121 nucleotides long. RefSeq lists its product as uncharacterized. Gene Ontology annotation, molecular function: protein dimerization activity. Bases 1 to 2121 code for a protein of 706 amino acids. Lineage: Eukaryota; Metazoa; Arthropoda; Insecta; Hemiptera; Aphididae. The record is from RefSeq and is a predicted model, not a curated record. The transcript is spliced from 7 exons.